CACCCGUUUCUAACUCAACAAAAACACUCAGAACAAGACGUGACUGGCACCAUGCUGCUCAUCAGGAUUGUUUCUUUCUUGCUCCUUGGAGUUUUCUCCACAGCAGCUCUGAACGUUUUUCACACAGCUGCUCGCUUUAAACAGCAGAGACCGAGCCGUCCUCCAGUCCAGCAGCCACCAGCUGUCCAGCAGGGGAAACAGGAUUUCAGGGAGCCUUUAUCUUGGCGUUAUCCUGAACCUCCGGCUGAGGAGGAGCCUCGGUAUCCUCCUCACUUUGAGCUGAAGACCCCGGCCCCUGCGCAGACCAUCAGUAUCGCGUGUGGGGAGAACUCCGUUCGUGUGGAGGCCAAGAAAGACCUGCUGGGGAUCGGUAAACCUGUCCCGGCUGCUGAUGUGACUCUGGGAGGAUGUCCUGCCACAGGAGAAGAUCCAGAGGCUCAAGUUCUGAUCUUUGAGUCUGAGCUGCAUGAAUGUGGCAGCCAGCUUCUGAUGUCAGAGGACACGUUCACCUACGUGUUCACUCUUCUCUACACUCCUGCUCCUCUGGGGAACAGUCCCAUCGUUCGAAGCAGAGAGGUCUCUGUCAGCAUUCAGUGUCACUAUAAAAGGAAGCAUGAUGUGAGCAGUGGGCUCCUGAAACCAACCUGGAGUCCGUUCAGUGUUGACAAAAGUUCAGAGGAAAGUCUCUAUUUCUCCCUGAAACUCAUGACUGAUGAUUGGCAGUUCACUCAUCCAAAGCCUCAGUUCCUGCUGGGUGACAUGAUGAAGUUUGAAGCUUCAGUCAAACAGUUUCAGCACAUUCCUCUUCGAGUGAUCGUAGACAACUGUGUGGCAACUGUGGUCCCAAACGUUGAUACCGUACCUCGAUAUUCCUUUUUAGGAAACAGUGGGUGUUUGUUUGACAGUCAGCUGACUGGGUCCAGCUCACGGUUCCUGCCUCGGACUCAAGACGACAAAGUCCAGUUUGAGGUCGAGGCUUUCAGGUUUGAGCAGGACUACAGUGGCGUGCUCUACAUCACCUGCAGUCUGAGGGCCACAGCAGCUGCGUCACCCGUCACCUCCACAAACAAGGACUGUUUCUUCACUGACGGGUGGAAGGAGGCGAGCGGGAACCAUCGUGUCUGCUCCUGCUGUGACACAGACUGUGGAAAAGAUGACGGCAGUGACCUGCUGAGAACAGGUUCUCCGCUGGAGGAGGAAAGGACUUUUGGACCAAUCAAAGUGAACGACUUACCCCUAUAACAUGAACUUAAUAUUUCACCUGUUAACUUCAAACAUUGUGCUUUUUAAUGCUGAAUCCAAAAUGUCAAACUAAAUAUUUGAACUCUGCUCAGUGAAUCCAGCCUAAACCAUACAAACAUCUAAGCACAUUUUAUUUUGUUUUUAUUUGUUUUACUCUUCUUCUUCUUUAGAAUCCCUUCAGGUUUUGGAGUGGUUGGUAAUGAUUUAAAAUCAGAACUAAUAAAGGUCUUUCUGUCCUCAGUUAAGAAGCAAAUUUAUUAAAUGUUUCUUUACAGGAGAAAAAAACUACAAGUUAAAUGUCAAUAUGUAAAUGAACAGUUU
Molecule: messenger RNA, 1563 nt
Organism: Austrofundulus limnaeus
Lineage: Eukaryota; Metazoa; Chordata; Actinopteri; Cyprinodontiformes; Rivulidae
Product: zona pellucida sperm-binding protein 3
Exons: 9
Coding region: 52-1242 (396 amino acids)
Biological process (GO): positive regulation of acrosome reaction; binding of sperm to zona pellucida; egg coat formation
Cellular component (GO): extracellular matrix
Molecular function (GO): acrosin binding
Source: RefSeq, a predicted model, not a curated record